Messenger RNA from Lodderomyces oxycetoniae, 357 nucleotides. RefSeq names its product 40S ribosomal protein uS10 (gene RPS20). Gene Ontology annotation, cellular component: cytosolic small ribosomal subunit; ribosome. Bases 1 to 357 code for a protein of 118 amino acids. Gene Ontology annotation, molecular function: RNA binding; structural constituent of ribosome. Gene Ontology annotation, biological process: translation. The record is from RefSeq and is a predicted model, not a curated record. The transcript has a single exon. Lineage: Eukaryota; Fungi; Ascomycota; Pichiomycetes; Serinales; Debaryomycetaceae.
AUGUCUGGUAUGCAAAAGGAAAAGGUUGAUCAACAACCAGAAGAGCAAAUUCACAAGAUUAGAAUUACUUUGACCUCCACCAAGGUCAAACAUUUGGAAAAUGUUUCAGCUAACAUCAUCCGUAAUGCUUCUCAACGUAAUAUUGUUAAGAAAGGACCAGUUAGAAUGCCAACUAAGGUUUUGAAAAUCACAACCAGAAAAGCUCCAAAUGGUGAAGGUUCUAAGACUUGGGAUGCUUACGAAAUGAGAAUUCACAAGAGAGUUAUUGAUUUACAAGCCCCAGCUACCACCGUGAAGAAAAUUACCCAAAUCACCAUUGAACCAGGUGUAGAUGUUGAAGUUACAAUUGCUGCUUAA